AUGUCAACACUCAGGCCGUCCCCAGUCUAUCUGUGCUGUCCUGAUCUGAACUCUGAGCUGGCUGUCCACCACGUGAGGAAAGCCAUCCACAAAUCACCUUAUGGAGCGGUACAUACGCUCCGGGCCACUGCCAACAUGCCGCACAGCGCCACGGGACCUCAGCCCAAACACAGGAAACUGAGAAGACCUAAAUCUGAAGCGGGCCACGGUGGCAACGGCCAUCAAGGGCACCUUGGAUUUGCAGAUGUUGUAGCUGAUGACAGAUGGCACUGGCACGAGCACGGGAGCGUCGGGACAGUGUCUGCACCAAUCCAGAGCCACCUGCACCCCUCUGCCAGUCUACCAUACCCGCAGCAAAACAUGGACGCUGCGCGCGUGUGUGUGUCAGAGGGCGAAUUUAGCCGCUAUGGAGGCUGGUCUGGAGGUUACCCGGACAAACUCUGGCCCUCUCACUCCCGGCUGCAGGAGCUGGCGGCCGAGGAGAGAGAGAGGCACCCUCCGAUGGAGGUGAUGCUGGACAACAUCGCGGCCAGAGAGAGAGAGAGAGAGAGAGAGAGGGAGGAGGAGCAGAGGCGGAUGGACAGAGAGAAGAUAAUUGCCGCAAACAUGGCCAAAAUGUCCAAGAUGAUCGCCGACUGGAAAAAGCUGAAAAAGGAGGCAAAACAGAAGCAACGAGAGGAGGAAAUCAAGCGAGACAAACUGCUGGCCGAGGUCAGAGAGCAAUUUGGUUAUGCACUGGACCCCUCAAGUGCCAAGUUCAAAGAGAUGUUUGGUGAAAUAGAGAAAGAGAAGAAGAAGAGAAAACUCCUGAAAAGCAGGAAGAGAGAGGAAGAGCAGGGAACAGUGGCAGCCGAGUCCAGACAACAAAUACUUUUAUACAGUGCUACUGUAACAUAUUGUAAAAUUGGUUACUUUGUAAGUUUGGAAAGUGAAAAACUGAUAUUCAACUGAUAUUCAUAUAUAAUUCAUACAUGGAUAUAAUAAUUCCUCGUUAA
Molecule: messenger RNA, 995 nt
Organism: Carassius auratus (goldfish)
Lineage: Eukaryota; Metazoa; Chordata; Actinopteri; Cypriniformes; Cyprinidae
Exons: 4
Coding region: 1-951 (316 amino acids)
Cellular component (GO): nucleus; mitochondrion
Source: RefSeq, a predicted model, not a curated record